AUGAGUGUUGAAUGGUCAUCAUCUCCAACAAUCCUCUCAACACCACUUUCCCCUGUCGUCGCAACAACAACAACUCCGAAUCUCACCCGAAAGAAAUCCAUCUCCUCUAAGGUCGUGAAUUCACGACGUUGUUUAUCAUGUCCUCAAUUUCCCACAUCCAGUACCUCUCGAAAACGAGUAAAAUUGCUUGUGGAGGAGCCUGAAAAGCAUCAUUAUCAUGAUAACGACAACACGAAUCGAUUCUCAACCACGACGACCAUGGUCACUCCAACCAACACUGUUGAUGAUGACGACGAAGAAAAAGAAGAAUUGAGUACAUGCUGUGGUUACUGCUGUCACUCAUCGUCAUCUCCUUAUCAUCACCAAGAAAUGUUCUGCAACACAACCAACACCUCUCCAAACAGAUUUCAUCGAAAUUGUAUGAAUCAUGACGACGCACGGGUCGACUUGUCACCUGCUCCCAUUGCUGCCACUUCUCAGAAUUUGACAUGCAGCAGAGUGUCAAAUAAUCAACAACAAGAAUUAUUGUCGAACAACACUUGUUCAUGCAAGGAUCCUGCACUUUCUAAUGAUUCACCUCUUCAUGAAUUUCCACCAACCAUUGAAACAUUUUCUCGACGUCGUGCUACUACUGGCAAUGUGAAUCAUCAUUCUCGUGUCAUUACAAGUUCUGUUCGUGGUGGUCUUGGUGGUGAUGACAGUGGUGAUGAUAUUGAUGUUGGUUGUAGCAGCAGUUCUCCAUCACAAGAAGAGCAUUGUAUCCAAGUCAUGUCAUCUCCCCUCAAUGACAUGAUGAAUGCCGCAUCCGAAGAAGAAUUUUGUUCGAGAAUGAUGAUGUUGGAUCAAGACAAUCACCAUCCAGAAUUGUUGCAUUCUAUCAAGAAGGAAUACAAUGCUCUUGUGAUGGAUGAAAUGGUUUCGAGUGGAGCUGUUUCCAACAUGAUGAUGAUGGAUGAAGAAACUUUUGAAAGUAAUUUAUAUAGUGCCAUUGAGAGAUUAGAAAAGAAAUUGGAAAAGAUUGAAAAAUUGGAACAAUUGACUACUCAACAACCCAUUCGUUACACAAAUCUCAAACGUAAAUUUAUAAGCAUGUUUGAAUUGGGAUUGAGUUUGAGAUAUUGUCACAGCAGUCCUUCUUUAACUGCCUUUUCUUGUUCAAAUACUACGAGUUGCAACACACCUUCAAUGGUGUCGUCACCUUGGGGGUCACGAGUUCAAACUACUCUCACUCCCGAAAUUGGUUCAUCCUCCAUGUCCUCCUCUUGUUCUGAACUCACUCCUCAUUUGACAAGUCCAGUUGAGUCCAUCAAAGACAAACAUCGAAGAAAGGUGCAAUCGUAUUUGACUCAAUCACCUGACAAGUUUGGAGCUUUUCUGACACGAAAAGCCCUCAAAUAUUACUACAAGUUGAAUCAACAGGCAAGAUACUUGAUACCACAAACUAAGGAUACUCAUUUUGAUGCAACUAAAAUAACCAAUCAAUUGUGGUUAGGAGACAUUGAUGAUGCAUUCAACGAUCAGGGAUUGAAAGAACACAAUAUUUCACACAUUGUGACAUGUGUCAAAUCUUUGGAACCCAUCUAUCCAGAGAAGGGUUAUCAAUAUUUGAAUUUACAUCUCUAUGACGAGGAAGACGAGAACAUUGUGGAAAUGUUUGGAGUUUCCUUCGACUUUAUUGAUCAUGCCAUCACCUCAGGCCACAACGUUUUGGUACAUUGCAUGAAAGGAAAAUCUCGUUCUGCUUCCAUUCUCAUUGCCUAUUUGAUGAAGAAGAACUCAUGGACCUUUGAGUAUGCUCUGAAUUUUGUGAAAUCGAAGAGAACCAUUGUACAACCUAAUUGUGGCUUUGAGAGGCAACUCUUACAAUUGCAGGAUGAAAUUUUCCAAAACUCAGUUGAUCAUGGUACUCCCACCAUGGAAGAGAAUGACACUUCUUUUUCAGCUCUUGCAACUUCUCAUUAA
Naegleria fowleri is the source of this 1962-nucleotide messenger RNA. RefSeq lists its product as uncharacterized. Gene Ontology annotation, cellular component: cytoplasm. Gene Ontology annotation, molecular function: protein tyrosine/threonine phosphatase activity; MAP kinase tyrosine/serine/threonine phosphatase activity. Bases 1 to 1962 code for a protein of 653 amino acids. The record is from RefSeq and is a predicted model, not a curated record. Gene Ontology annotation, biological process: protein dephosphorylation; negative regulation of MAPK cascade. Lineage: Eukaryota; Heterolobosea; Eutetramitea; Acrasida; Naegleriidae. The transcript has a single exon.